Molecule: messenger RNA, 1228 nt
Organism: Pocillopora damicornis (cauliflower coral)
Lineage: Eukaryota; Metazoa; Cnidaria; Anthozoa; Scleractinia; Pocilloporidae
Source: RefSeq, a predicted model, not a curated record
GCGAUCAACAUUUGCGAUAAAAACUGCCAUAAACAACGCAAAUUCACGGCUAAAGUUAGAAAGCCUCUUUCAACCAAUCAAUCAGACUAGUAAGCGAUAGCAGCAAUACAGGGUUGGCAAACAAAAGAUGAAGCCUGUCCUGUUGAUAAUGGUAACAAGCAUUUGGCUGUGCUCUGCUUUUCAAGAAACAGAGACGAGCACAUUUUCCACAAGUUCGACCGUAACAUCAUCUAGCACGUCUAGCAAAACGUUUACACCCACGCUUUCCACCUCUGCUUCUACUUCUCUGAGCACCAGCAGCAGUAGUUGGGAUUGGGGCUGGGGCGAGGAAACAACGUCAUCGUUUAGUGUAUCGAGCACGGACGGCACCAUAACCUCAUCUUCAUCAUACUGUGAAUCGACGUUAACGAGCUCUUCAAGUAUCGAACUGAACCCCACGCCAACAUCUGCAACAAGUUCUUCGAGCUCUUCAGAGGCAGUUGAUACAAUCAUCACAUUGUUUGCGUAUUUGUAUCAGGCUUGGGAAAAUGAUCGAGAAAUCGACCAUCUCAAAAAACGAAAGAGGCGCGAAGCCGAGAAACCAGGCCUAUCUAAGAGAAGUGACCUAGCCUUUCAUGAGAAAGAAAGACGACUGGGAAGAAGGAAUGACUUCUUUAAGAAGAUCCGCGCAAGGAAACGGGAAAACCUUACGAUGUAAUAUAUUUGCGGUAGGAAUCUUAUUGCAGCAAAAUAAGCAAACACAUAAACACAUAUAAGCAAACAAAAAGGAUAAACAUUUAUCUAGAAGUGACAUUUACCAAGGUCAGAAAGAGCUGGACAUUUUCAAAAUAUUUGAGAUUCUGAUAGAGUACUUUUCGAUUGAGUGAUGUAAACCCAGUGUAUAGUCACUACAUAGUAACUGCAUGCACAUUAUGUCCGUUGGAUCAAAAGGAAGAUCGCAAACGAUUGCUCUGCACAAUGUAGGCGAGAUAGUAUUACAAACAGUUAUACCAGUUAGAAACAUUUUAACAUUUUCAUCUACAAACAUGUUUAGUUUGCUCUAAGUACUAGUGUGAAGAUAGAUAAACUCUGCUCGGCUGCUACGAAUUUAAACCUUCAUCUUCCUCAUUUGUAAUGUGCCACUGUCUGGGCUGGGAAGUUCUAGAGCCUGUUGGUUUCUAGAGACGUAUUGAUAUUUACUUGAACGCAACAAAAUCUGGUUUAAUAAAAACAAACAGGUUGCCGGAAA